Molecule: messenger RNA, 2143 nt
Organism: Colletotrichum phormii
Lineage: Eukaryota; Fungi; Ascomycota; Sordariomycetes; Glomerellales; Glomerellaceae
Product: fungalysin metallopeptidase
Exons: 3
Coding region: 1-1914 (637 amino acids)
Molecular function (GO): metalloendopeptidase activity; zinc ion binding
Source: RefSeq, a predicted model, not a curated record
AUGUACCGCUCCAUGAAGAGCCUGGCCCUCAUCGGCCUCCUGGGCCCGACCUCGCAGGUCUUUGCCCACCCGGCCACCAGCCACAACAUCGGCCGCCGCGGCGUCGACAUCGAGGCCUUCCGUCUUCCCCAGCUCGGCUCUUACACCAACGCUACCCAGACGGAGGCGACCCCGCCUAUUGCGCUCCUGAAGCGUGCCAACUACGUCGACACCGCCACGGAGCUCGUCAAGAAGCUUGCGCCCAACGCUGAGUUCCGUGUUGUUGGUGACAACUAUGUUGGUACCAACGGUAUUGGCCACGUCAACUUCAAGCAGACUGUUCACGGUCUUGAUAUUGACAACGCCGACUUCAACGUCAACAUUGGCAAGGAUGGAAAGGUCUUCUCUUACGGCAACAACUUCUUCAACGGUGACCUCCCUGAGGCCAGCCCCUUGACGAAGCGUGACUUCAAGGACCCCGUUGCCGCCCUCAACGGUGCCAAGGAUGUUCUCCAGCUUCCCGUCGAGGCUGCUUCUGCCACCGCCGAGGCCAAGGAGGGUACUGAGGUUUACGCCAUCAAGGGAACCUCCGGUGCCGUUUCCGACCCCGAGGCCAAGCUUGUCUACUUCAUCCAGGCUGAUGGCACCCUCUCCCUUUCAUGGCGUGUCGAGACCGACAUCUCCGAGAACUGGCUCUUGACCUACGUCGAUGCCGCCACCGGUUCCACCGUCCAAGGUGUUGUCGACUACGUCUCCGACCUUGCCAACUACCGCGUCUACCCGUGGGGUGUUAACGAUCCCACCGAGGGCGAUCGCGUCUUGGUCACCGACCCCUGGGAUAUCUCUGCCUCGCCUUUGACCUGGCACAGCGACGGCACUGCCAACUACACCACCACCCGUGGCAACAACGGCGUUGCUCAGUCCAACCCCAGCGGCGGCACUGCUUACCUUACCAACUACCGCCCGACCAGCACCUCGUACAACUUCGACUACGAGUACACCACCAGCCUGGCCACCCCGUCCGCCUACAUUAAUGCCUCCAUCGCUCAGCUUUACUACACCGCCAACCACUACCACGACCUGCUGUACACUCUCGGCUUCACCGAGGCCGCCGGUAACUUCCAGAUCAAUAACCAGGGCAAGGGCGGUGCCGGUAACGACUUUGUCGUCCUCUUCGCCCAGGACGGCUCCGGAACCAACAAUGCCAACUUCCUCACUCCCCCCGAUGGCACCAACGGCCGCAUGCGCAUGUACCUCUGGACCCAGUCGACCCCCCGCCGCGACUGCAGCUUCGAGGCCGGCGUCGUCAUCCACGAGUACACUCACGGUCUGUCCACCCGCUUGACCGGUGGUCCCGCCAACUCCAACUGCUUGAACGCCGUCGAGUCCGGCGGUAUGGGUGAGGGCUGGGGUGACUUCUUCGCCACGGCCAUCCGUCUCAAGCCCACCGACACCCGUGCUACCGACUACGCCAUGGCUGCCUGGGUCAACAACAACCCCGCCGGUAUCCGUACCGUUCUCUACUCUACCUCCAUGACCACCACCCCCAACACCUACUCCACCAUCAACGGCCUCACCAGCGUCCACCGCAUCGGUGAGACCUGGGCUACCACUCUCUACGAGGUCCUCUGGAACCUCAUCGACAAGCACGGCAAGAACGACGGCCCCAAGCCCGAGUUCGAUGCCAACGGUGUCCCCACCGAUGGCAAGUACUUGACCCUCAAGCUUGUCCUUGACGGCAUGGCCCUUCAACCCUGCUCUCCCAACUUCAUCCAGGCUCGUGACGCCAUCCUCGAUGCCGACACUGCUCUCACCGGCGGAGACAACCUUUGCGAGCUCUGGACCGCCUUCGCCAAGCGUGGUCUGGGUUCCGAUGCUGUCUACAGCUCUUCUGCCCGUCGUGACGGCUUCACCGUUCCCGCUGGCGUUUGCUAGAGGGAGAAACAUGUUCGAAUUUGAUAGCGUAGAUACCAGGACUAGUGUAAUGUGUAACGAGACUAAACUCAAGAAACUGCAAGGCGAUUCGCGACGUGAACAGGAGCACUUUGGAAUAAAACUGCCCCCCUUUCUUCUUCCUACUCUUCCUCUUACUCAUUCUUUUACUCAUCCUACUCUUCGCCCCACGCACUACUCAUUCCUAAAACCCUUCCUUCUUCUCACCUGU